Molecule: messenger RNA, 999 nt
Organism: Arabis nemorensis
Lineage: Eukaryota; Viridiplantae; Streptophyta; Magnoliopsida; Brassicales; Brassicaceae
Source: the annotation of a GenBank genome assembly
AUGGGAGAAAACCCUAAUCGAGCUGAAGCCGAACGUCUUCUCGGAUUCGCCGAGAAACUUCUCGAGUCUCGGGAUCUGACCGGUACAAAAGAGUUCGCAAUCUUAGCUCAAGAAGCAGAGCCACUCCUCGAAGGCACCGACCAAAUCCUCGCCGUCGUCGACGUCCUUCUCGCUUCCGCAUCAGAGAAUCGCGUCAAAAACCAACCAAACUGGUACCGAAUCCUUCAGAUCGAAGAUCCAAUAACGGACAACGAUCUGAUUAAGAAACAGUACCGUCGUCUCGCUCUCCUCCUCCACCCUGACAAAAACCGUUUCCCUUUCGCCGAUCAAGCUUUCAGAUUCGUUCUCGAUGCAUGGGAAGUCUUAUCAACACCUUCCAAAAAAUCCCAAUUCGAUCGAGUUUUGAAUCUCAACUUCACAAAAGUAGAUCUCAACGACAAUCAAAAGAGGAAGAAAUCCGCCGGUGCCGGAAUCAGUGAGAAGAUGGCUACGUUUUGGACGGCUUGUCCUUACUGUUAUGGUCUUCAUGAGUAUCCUAGGGUUUACCAAGAGUAUUGUAUCAGAUGCCAAUUGUGUCAAAGAGCGUUUCACGCGGCGAGUAUUCCUCAGUUGCCUCCAUUGAUACCUGGAAAAGAUGAGUAUUAUUGUUGUUGGGGUUUUUUCCCGAUGGGUUUCGUCGGAGGAAAAGGAGGAGAAGCGGCUGCUAAUGCAAAUGGAUCUGAUUCAACAAAAUUCCCUAAUUGGAUGCCUCCGGUUUUCUCCUCCGGCGGAGUUGCAGCUCCGGUAGCUCCUCCUUCAAGUGUUCCUAAUGGUAAUGGUGGUGGAUUUGUCUCUCCUCCUCCUGCUGCUGGUGGUGGUGGUUCUUCUCAUGGUGUUCCGAUUAGCUUUGAUGGAUGGUCAGGUGGUGGUGGUGCGGCGGUGAGGAGCAACAAUGUAGGAGUUAGCUCAGAUGGAAUGCCGAAGAAGAGAGGAAGAGGAAGGCCAAAGAAGAAUCAGUGA